Octodon degus (degu) is the source of this 1176-nucleotide messenger RNA. RefSeq names its product Bardet-Biedl syndrome 9 (gene Bbs9). NCBI's taxonomy places the organism in Eukaryota, Metazoa, Chordata, Mammalia, Rodentia, Octodontidae. The record is from RefSeq and is a predicted model, not a curated record. Gene Ontology annotation, biological process: cilium assembly. The transcript has 9 exons. Gene Ontology annotation, cellular component: membrane; BBSome. The annotation marks the transcript as partial.
AAGACAACCGGGCGAAGAUAAGCGUUAGAUGGCCGAAAGUGUCCCUUUCUCAGCGGUGCGCUUGGCGGUGUAUCCCCUCCCCCGUUGCUCCGUUGCUUACUCUAUGUGAUCGACCUUACUUGCCAGGUCUCCGCUGCCUGUCUCUACAGAGUGAAGGGAAAUGUCUUUGUUUAAAGCCCGUGACUGGUGGUCCGUACUUCUGGGAGAAAAAGAAGAAUUUGAUCAGGGCUGUUUGUGCUUGGCUGAUGUUGACAACAGUGGGAGUGGACAAGACAAAAUAAUUGUGGGCAGUUUUAUGGGAUACCUUAGAAUCUUCAACCCCCAUCCGGUUAAAACGGGUGAUGGAGCUCAGGCUGAAGAUCUGCUUCUAGAAGUGCAUCUACAAGACCCAGUUCUUCAAGUGGAAGUAGGAAAGUUCGUUUCAGGUACUGAAAUACUUCAUUUGGCUGUGUUGCAUCCUAGAAAACUUUGUGUCUACUUUGUCUCAGGAACACUGGGUAACGUAGAACAUGGGAACCAGUACCAGAUGAAACUGAUGUACGAGCAUCAUCUUCAGAGAACAGCCUGCAAUAUGACCUGCGGGCCGUUUGGUGGUGUGAAAGGUCGAGAUUUAAUUUGUAUCCAGUCUAUGGAUGGGAUGCUGAUGGUGUUUGAGCAGGAAAGCUAUGCUUUUGGACGAUUUCUUCCUGGUUCUCUUCUGCCUGGUCCUCUUGCUUACAGUUCCCGUACAGAUUCCUUCAUUACUGUCUCUUCCUGCCGGCAAGUUGAAAGCUACAAGUACCAAGUACUUGCUUUUGCAACAGAUGCAGAUAAAAGGGAGGAGACUGAGCAGCAGAAACUUGGUUCUGGAAAAAGACUUGUUGUGGAUUGGACUCUGAAUAUUGGAGAACAGGCCCUUGAUAUAUGUAUUGUGUCUUUUAAUCAGUCAACAUCUUCUAUUUUUGUUCUUGGUGAGAGAAACUUUUUUUGCCUGAAGGAUAAUGGACAAAUUAGAUUUAUGAAGAAGCUUGAUUGUAGCCCAAGUUGUUUUCUUCCAUAUUGCUCAGUUUCUGAGGGAACAAUAAAUACUUUGAUUGGAAACCAUAACAACAUGUUGCACAUUUAUCAGGACGUGACACUGAAGUGGGCCACUCAGCUCCCCCAUGUUCCUGUGGCAGUGAAAGUGGGGUCUUUGCA